Molecule: messenger RNA, 634 nt
Organism: Arabidopsis thaliana (thale cress)
Lineage: Eukaryota; Viridiplantae; Streptophyta; Magnoliopsida; Brassicales; Brassicaceae
Product: Duplicated homeodomain-like superfamily protein
Exons: 2
Coding region: 1-603 (200 amino acids)
Biological process (GO): DNA-templated transcription; regulation of gene expression; regulation of DNA-templated transcription
Cellular component (GO): nucleus
Molecular function (GO): DNA binding
Source: RefSeq, marked reviewed
AUGGCCGCGUUUCCGCAGUGGACAAGGGUCGAUGACAAACGUUUUGAGUUAGCUCUGCUUCAAAUCCCGGAGGGUUCGCCGAAUUUUAUAGAGAAUAUCGCCUAUUAUCUCCAGAAACCGGUGAAGGAGGUGGAGUACUACUACUGCGCGUUGGUCCAUGAUAUUGAGCGGAUCGAAUCGGGUAAGUAUGUUUUGCCCAAAUACCCGGAAGACGAUUACGUGAAACUGACGGAAGCAGGUGAGUCUAAGGGCAAUGGGAAAAAGACGGGAAUUCCUUGGUCAGAAGAGGAACAGAGGUUGUUUCUGGAAGGACUAAAUAAGUUUGGGAAAGGAGACUGGAAGAACAUAUCGAGGUAUUGUGUGAAGUCAAGGACCUCGACGCAAGUGGCAAGCCAUGCUCAGAAGUAUUUUGCAAGGCAAAAGCAGGAGAGUACGAAUACUAAACGCCCGAGUAUUCAUGACAUGACUCUGGGAGUUGCGGUCAAUGUCCCUGGAUCCAACUUGGAGUCUACUGGCCAGCAACCACAUUUUGGUGAUCAAAUUCCUUCGAAUCAAUAUUAUCCCUCCCAGGAAAACUUUCGGGGUUUUGAUCAGCGAUGGUGAUGGGUGUAUGGCAAACUUAUACUACGCUUAA